CGCCAAUAUAAAAAAUUGUAAACAUUCACACAUGUUAUUUCGUUGUGCACAUGUACAGCUCCCAAAAAUCAUUUAUAACGAACAGUAUUUACCGAUAUUUUACCUUGAAAAAAUAGAAUAAUCUGGCAAUGUUCAUUGAUAAAAGAUACUUGGGAUGAAGUAGGUUAAAAUGGAUGUUGACGAAGUUAUGAAAAUAUAUGAGCAAGGAGGCUCAGAGGAUGAAGAAAAACUGCUGAAAAUGUUGAAAAAAAAGGUAGACGAGGCUUUAGACAGAGGAUUUCACCAGGGAAUGCAUCACAGCACAUUAUUUGAGACGCUGCACAAGGAAAAGGCGAUUUUGGAACUGCACACUGGCAACAACGACAAGGCCAUUGCUUCGUUUCUCGAGUCAUGCGGCUCCUCAGCAAGACAGAAAUUUUGCAGCAGGAUGGACGAAACAAAAUUCCCUCAAACAAAACCAUCUUCGGCUAGUGAGACGUCUUCAGAAUUGGAUGAAAUAAUACCGAAGGGAUUUGACGAAGAAUUGAUAAACUUCUCAAUGGACCCAAUGGAUUUCAAACAGCGUUUACAAAAUUUGCCUUCAGACUGUGUCAUUGUGGAAAUUUCGGAAGUCUUUCCAGGACAGAGGCAAUGUCCCCCCGAAGUCAAGGCUAGACCCCUUUGCGUUAUUCGCUGCAGCUGUGGAGAAAAUACCGACUACAUCAGCCAGUGCAUUGCGAAUCCCCAUCCUUUGCCUGCUGCAAGAAAUUCAGAUAUUUUGGUUGAACUCAAGUCAAUCAUUAAAGAGCACGCAGCUCUGACCACCUCUUUAAUAAGAUGCAAUUACAAAGAUGAUAAAUUGCUCAUGGAGGAGCGGUUUCAGAUUGUCAUGGAGGCUGUUCGAGAUUGGCUUGGGCCAUGGAGAAGUAUGUUCUUGGGAAGAAUUUUAGACAAUCACGUGCUCAAAAAUUGGGACAAGAAAAUUGGUCAGCUUGCAAGCAAGCUAGAAAUUGCUGAUGCGGACAGAGUUAAAUUCUCCCUCCUGGCGCAAUGCUCGAAUAUCUUCACCAAAGUGGAUCUGGUGCAAGGUCUGCAGAAAAUUAUUCCUAAAAAUAGCAGCAACAAAGCAAAAUUUAUAUUGGAUGCUUCAAAACAAAUGAAAAAGCUCUCGGAGGAGUUCUUUGGUACAAAUUUAGAGUCGUUUACGGAAGUGGAGAGGCACCCGGUUAUUCUCAUUGCAGACAAAAGCGUCUUCAUGGUACCAUGGGAGCAGCUAGACAUUCUCCAGACCCAUCCUAUUUCCAGAAUGCCAAGCUUAGCCAUGACCCAUGCAGUUUACAUGGCACCAAGAUCCCAGCGCAAACUAGACUCGCGCUCGGCCUUCUUUGUUGUCGAUCCAGACAAGAAUCUCCCAGCAACGUCCAAGAGACUGAGACCUGUUUUGAAGGCAAGAGAGGAGUGGAUAGGAACCAUUGCAGAGCUGCCUGAGAAGCCUAUCAUUGCAAAGCAGCUACAAGAGAAUGACAUUUACAUUUACUGUGGCCAUGGUUCCGGCUCCCACUUGAUUGACUCUGAUCACUUCAAUCCGGUGAACUCGGCAGCAAUUCUCAUGGGCUGCAGCAGUGCCGAUAUUAACAAAAUUGGCAUCCACUGGGAAUCGCAGGGUGCCCCAUUGGACUUUCUUUUAGGAGGAAGUCCUGUUACUUUAGGGAUGCUGUGGAUUGUGACUGACACGGACACAGACAAGAUGACAGUACGCAUGUUGGACACUUGGCUUCCGCCUAAAGACACAAGAAACACUAAAUAUCGGAUGGAGCUUUGUACCCAGGACAAGUCAUUUGUGAAGGUUUUUGAGGACCUGACCCCGCAAAAGGGUGUUCUGAAGGCCCUACGUAGUGCCCAGAAAGCUUCUACUUCACAAAUUAUUGCAUCUGCUUUUAUAGCUCAUGGAGUGCCUGUUUAUGUAGGGCAUAAUUCUAAGUGAUAAUUAAUGUUCAAAAAUAGGGGCACGAGUACGUCUUUUUUUUUUUAAGUAUGUUGCAAAAAUAAAUUCAUAAAUUGUCCAUGUUCAUUAAUAUUUUAACUUUUGAGGGUUAUUGGAAGUUUAAAGAUCACAAGAUGAUAUUUUAUUGAGACAAAUAUAAUUUAUUCUAUGAAUUUAGUACAAUCAUAAUAAAUUUUUUGAAAUAAUUUGAUU
This is a messenger RNA of Neocloeon triangulifer, 2176 nucleotides long. It is a transcript of the gene Sse, whose product is annotated as separin. Gene Ontology annotation, cellular component: mitotic spindle; nucleus; cytoplasm. The record is from RefSeq and is a predicted model, not a curated record. Gene Ontology annotation, molecular function: cysteine-type endopeptidase activity. The coding region runs from base 170 to 1963 and encodes 597 amino acids. Gene Ontology annotation, biological process: proteolysis; meiotic chromosome separation. NCBI's taxonomy places the organism in Eukaryota, Metazoa, Arthropoda, Insecta, Ephemeroptera, Baetidae. The transcript has 8 exons.